This is a messenger RNA of Diospyros lotus (date-plum), 1103 nucleotides long. Its product is annotated as protein OXIDATIVE STRESS 3-like. The transcript has 2 exons. The record is from RefSeq and is a predicted model, not a curated record. Bases 223 to 822 code for a protein of 199 amino acids. NCBI's taxonomy places the organism in Eukaryota, Viridiplantae, Streptophyta, Magnoliopsida, Ericales, Ebenaceae.
CUCGUCCUUCCUUAUCUGUCUUGACUCUCCAGCUGCCUGCUUUUCCUUCCUAUCCUCUCCCCUUCUCUACCCCCGCCCCCACUUUUCCUUUUUCAAGUUCAUCCGUCUCGCCUUCCAUUUCCCAUAUUUGGACAAAUCCCAUCCCAAUCAUACCCACAGAUUCCUCUCAAAAUAAAGCCCAUCCAUUUGUUUUCUCCUCCUCCAGCUUCUCGAUCGCUUUUGAUGAUCAUCGGCUUCAGAAUGGUGCCUCUCAAAGCUGGCGAUGGCGGUGGAGUUCUUGAUUCCAUCUCGUCUUGCUCCGAGGCUUCCAGCGCCGCCUCGUCGGACUCGGAUUUGACGGACGAGGCCACCUCCUCCUCCUCCUCCUCGCCUCCGCCGCCGUCCUCCGACGACGACGGCGAUCCACUGCGAGACAUGUCCUCUCUCAUGGAGCAACUACCCAUCAAGAGAGGGUUGUCAAGGUAUUUUCAGGGGAAAUCACAGUCGUUCACUUCCCUGUCAAAUGUGAGAAGCUUAGAAGACCUGGCCAAGCCGGAGAACCCUUACAACAAGAGGCUGAAAUCGUGCAGAAGCUAUGCCGGAUUGGCCGACAGCCAUAGCUCAUCAUCUUCAUCAAGCCUUCUCCCCAGGACCAGUUCUUCUUCUAGGUUUAACCCAAAGAAGACAUCAACAUCAUCUUCUAGGGUUUCCUGUUCUUCCUCCAGUGCGAAGAGGAGUAGUAAUGGCAGCUUUGCCAGGCCUCCAAUGGCGGCUCCUCCUCCGCCCCAUAGAUCUGCUAGCGCCAGUAGCUUCAACUCUAACCAGACCCCUUUGUUCGCUUGAUGUAAUUUGGGGAUCUAUUGAGCUAUUUUAUGUAGCCAGUUUAAUUACUUUUACCUCAUAUAUUUGUAACAUUAAACUUCAAGCUCCAGCAACGGCAGAUCAGCCUCCAGAAUUUCCUUGCUUUUGCCUGAGCCGAGUGCUUUUCUAGCUGCCGGUGCUUUAAUGCUUUACUGCUUUAUUUUCCCGCACUCAUUUUCUUCUAUCAAGGGGGCAAGAAAGGUAGAAGCCAAAAAACCCCAUCUUCUAAAUGAAAGGGUAAUAUAUCCUUAGAUUUUAAGACA